AUGGCGGAAGGAGACCCGAUCGACGCAGACAGGGACGACUCCGAUGACGGGUCCGCCAUGCAUACAACGAGCCCUGUCAAUCCUAUGGAAGAAGCAGACAAGGACGAUACAAGGAUCGCAGACUACCAGCCCGAGACGCCGUCGAACUAUGUUACCCUAGACACCUUCGCGAAACUCACAAAUCACCUCAGGACACGCAGAUGCCGCGUAUGCAACGACCUGUUCUUUUCAUCGGAACUGGAUGUUCGGAACCUGUUUCAAGACUGGGCGGACGGUACAGUGGAUCAGUUAUCCUGCAAUCUCAGAUGCAGUAAAUGCAACACGCGCUCAUGCAUCGCAUGCGAGCCAGUCGCCUUCACAAAGUCAUCCAAGGUCGGGUUUGCCUCACAAAACGUGUCAUGGUGUUGUGUGGGUGGGCGGUUAUUCCUGAUAUGGGCACUCCUCUGUGGAUUCGAUCGGCGCAUCUGGGAGUCCAGAAAUCUCGGGAACAUAUCCAAGCAAGUCAAGCCGGAGCCUAAAUCAAAGGCCAUGAAGAUCCAGAAGUCUACCCGCGGCGGAGGGUUAAAUACAGGUCCCUUGGGCGGUCACAGAUUUUCGAGAGAAUCCAUGCCUAGUGGUAAGGGCUACGGCGGGCAUACCUCGGGCUCCAGUGGACAUGAUCACGAUAUGUACGACGACGACACCUCUGAAGACGAUGGCGAAGCCGGAUAUGAUAUCAACGGUUUGCCUUUCAAUGUUGAAGCACUGGAAGACAUGUAUGGGAAAGCACCAACCCCGAACGGCUUUGAACACAUUAUGAACUCGAUGAAGCCCAUACCCAACAAACCCAAACCCAAGAAUGCGAUGGGCAGAAAAGAUGACUUCAUGUCAAAGGCGCGGAUUACACAGAAAAAAGAAGACAUGUUCAGCAUAACUGUCCUGUAUUGCUUGACCGAUCUGCUUCCGUCUCUCGAGCGGGAGGCCUGCUUCGAUUUCGAUCCUCCCGGUGCCAUCUUGGAAAUGCUCAACAACAGCAAGAUCCUCCCAUACUGCGCAGAGCUUCUACGCAACGACUCGUUGGUCGAUGUUACCAACCGCAAAUACCUCUAUCAGGCGCUGUUCUCCUUCCUGACUAUGGUUGGCUCGCAUUCCAGUACGAAGGCAGCGCUCUUUGGCCCUCGAUAUGCGCGACCUGAGACAAUAGACUUGCUCACACUCUCUUUCAAUGACGGGGUACCCGACGCAAAGGAGAGGGUGACCACUCUAGCCGAAUGUCUACGAAACCUCACUACUCAGAGCUCACUGAUGCUACAGAGCUUCAAUACGAACCCGAAAGCUUUCGAGGAUGACGAGGACCUGACGAUGCUUUACGUAUGCGACCACAUUGCCAUCUUUACCAAAUUCAUUCAAACGCAUAUGAUCACAGCGACCGAUAGCGUAGGCGGCAAGGCGACCGUCGUGGUACCUGAUGGCCUCGGUUUGAGGGAUGUAGACUCCACGCUGAUGUCAGAAACUCAUUACUAUUGGAACACAGCGAAGGGCUUCAUGGACUCCCAGCCGGGAAGGUUCAAGCGGUUGAUCACAGAGAUUACGACGCUGCAAACGGGCCUGCCACCGGGCAUCUUCGUACGCUAUUGCGAGGAUAGGCCCGAUAUCCUCAAGUGUGUCAUUGUCGGACCUGCUGAUACACCGUAUGAAAAUGGCCUCUUCGAAUUCGACAUCUUCUGCGGCCAGAUGUUUCCGAACCUCCCUCCGGAGGUCAACUUUAAGGGAACAGCGGGCGGUCGUCUAAACAUCAACCCAAAUCUUUACGCAGACGGUAAAGUUUGCUUAUCUUUACUUGGUACAUGGUCUGGAGAGCCAUGGAAUUCUGGGGAGUCGACAUUGCUACAAGUAUUGAUCUCCAUACAAGCAAUGAUACUGUGCGAGGAGCCAUGGUACAACGAACCAGGAAGGGAAGCGGGCUAUACUCGCAGCCCCAACGGGCCUUCAGCGAUGUACAACAGAAAGAUCCGUGACCAUACCGUACGCACUGCCAUUCUAGCUUGGCUCGAUGAACCGCCACCACUUUGGAAAGACGUUGUCGAUUUCCACUUCAAACAGCAAGGCAAUACCAUUCUCAGUACAGUGGAAGAGUGGGCCAAAGAGAGGAUGGGUGAAUCUAAUAAAUCGGCUACUGAGCGAAUGAUCGAAGAGGAACUGUACGCCUACGACGAGGCUCUUGCUGACACCAUGACUGCUCGUCGCCCGGUUCCAGAAGCAAGCGAUUUGGGCUCCAUGCUACCACAGCUGCAAACUGCAUUGAGAACAUAUGGCGCUACAUUCAUAGUCAAAUACGUCGCUCCUCCUGCCCCAAAACGGAAGUCCCUAAAGGCAAGCCAUUUCGAGUCCAAGUUUUCGCCUUACCCACCUGGACCGGGGGGUCCCACAACGAGCUCAUCGGAAGCACCGACGGGGUCUUCUAUGGCAAGUUCGUCAGAAGCACCAACGUGGGCUUCAGUGGCAAAAUCCUCGCCAGCCCAGACAGACACUCAAUCCAUGUGGGACUAUCUGGAUGAUUUCGGUGAAGCCAUGGACAAUCAAAAUCUGCAGAAUGCUCCACGCGGAGACUUCCACCGCGGCCGUGGCCAACAUCGUGGAGGCUUCGGUAGGGGCCAGACAACUGCCGAUAGAAACGGACCUGCCGUGGAGGGUUCUGCUGAAGCUCCUCGCUAUGAACUUAGGUCGUCUACACGUGGUCGCGGCAGCAGCGAUGAACCUAGUACUCGUGGUGGACAGAGCAGUUCCAGUACCGUUCACCCACCUUACAACAGCAACACCAUGAACUUUAUACGCGGAAGGGGUGGAGCUUCUCAUAGCGUCCAAGGCUUCGGUCGAGGGGGAUUUGGCCGUGGGGGUCGUGGUAGUGGCUUGGAUGGUUCCGCUCCUGUGUUCCCUCCUCCACCUCCCGCCGGCCCUCUUCCGCCCGUUGGGUUCUACAAUGUCGGCCGCGGUCGAGGUGGACCUCCUCCAAGUGAUAACUUCACCAUGGGAGAUGCGCCGACAUGGGUUCGCGGGGGUGGACGCGGUCGUGGUAGAGGAGGCGGACGGGGUGAUCGUGGAGAUCGCGGUGGACGCGGACGGGGUAGGGGAUGA
Alternaria ethzedia is the source of this 3114-nucleotide messenger RNA. RefSeq lists its product as uncharacterized. Lineage: Eukaryota; Fungi; Ascomycota; Dothideomycetes; Pleosporales; Pleosporaceae. The coding region runs from base 1 to 3114 and encodes 1037 amino acids. The record is from RefSeq and is a predicted model, not a curated record. Gene Ontology annotation, molecular function: ubiquitin conjugating enzyme activity. The transcript has a single exon.